AUGAACAAGCUUGUGUCCCUCGCCCUCUAUCGGCUUCUACUCCAUCCACUGCGAAAAUAUCCGGGGCCGUUCACAGCCAAGCUUUCCGAUUUGUACGGCGCUUUCUAUGCCUUCCAUACCGUUCUUCACGAGAGAACGCUCGAUGACCAUGCAAAAUAUGAUAUAUACCAAAACAACGACGUCACCAAAUCGAGGGCGUACCUUGUAUCGCAGCGAGCCCCCGGCGUCUACGGCCUAUUCAACGCAAUCGACCAGUCCCUGCACCAGAAAAAGCGCAAACUGGUCGGGCGGGCUCUGUCCCCGAAAUCACUCCAGGCAUUUGAGCCCGUCCUCAUUCAGCAGAUUGACAUUUUCCUACAACAAAUACGAAAGCAUUGCCGUGACGCCGGCGGCCCAAUCAACAUGACCAACCAGACCAAGUAUCUGUUUGUAGAUGUCAUGGGCCACCUGUUGUUCAAAUAUCCCCUGAAUCUGCAGACCGAAACGACGCACCGCGUCCUGUCGUACUCUCGGGCCAACUUCUUCUUCAAUGUCGGCAUGCAGCUGCCGUCGCUGGUGGCCAUGCGCAUAUGGGCCCUGCAGUCGCUCUGGUCCGUCAUCAGCAGGAAGCGCUACCUCCGGACGCUGCAAAAGAUCAUCCUCACUCGCCUCGCGCAGGGCCAGCACGUGAAGCAGGAGCUUCUUUACAUGUCGGCCAAAUCGACCAUUCCGAAAGACGAUGACGAGUGGGUGCGUGAUGUGCAGACCGAAGCGGUUUGGCACAUGUUGGCUGGGAGCGACACGACGUCGACUACACUCAGCGCUCUAUUCUUCUACCUGUCCCGCAACCCACGGUGUUAUCGGCGACUACGCCAGGAGGUCCGCUCUGCAUUCGCCCUUGAUGGCGAUAUCCGAAGCGGCGCACGGCUCGCGAGUUGCACCUACUUGCGGGCGUGCCUCGACGAAAGCCUCCGCAUGUCGCCGGCGAUUCCGGGCACGCUCUGGCGAGAAGAGGUCUCUGGCGCCAAGGCGUCGGCGAAGCCACUCGUUGUUGACGGCCAUGUAAUUCCGCGGGGGGUGCAUGUCGGUGUCAACACGUAUUCGCUGCUUCACAACGACGAGUACUUUCCUGAACCGUUCGUCUUCAAGCCUGAGCGCUGGCUGGACGCUGCGUCCGGCCAGGCGAACAAGGACGCGUUUGCGCCGUUUUCGCUAGGAGCGCGCGGGUGCCUGGGCAAGUCUGUCGCCUACAUGGGGACCAGUCUCGUCAUUGCCAAGACGCUCUGGCACUUUGAUUUCGAGGAGUGCUCGGUGGGUGGUGGAGUGCAACAGGGUCGAAGUGGUGAUGAGUUUCGUAUUCGUGACAUGUUCUCCGCCGUGCAUGAUGGGCCUUACUUGACGUUUCGCGAGGUUGGUCGUGGGGAGGAGUGA
Molecule: messenger RNA, 1410 nt
Organism: Metarhizium acridum CQMa 102
Lineage: Eukaryota; Fungi; Ascomycota; Sordariomycetes; Hypocreales; Clavicipitaceae
Source: RefSeq, a predicted model, not a curated record